Hemiscyllium ocellatum (epaulette shark) is the source of this 2202-nucleotide messenger RNA. RefSeq names its product frizzled class receptor 2 (gene fzd2). Gene Ontology annotation, biological process: non-canonical Wnt signaling pathway; canonical Wnt signaling pathway. Bases 328 to 2028 code for a protein of 566 amino acids. Lineage: Eukaryota; Metazoa; Chordata; Chondrichthyes; Orectolobiformes; Hemiscylliidae. The record is from RefSeq and is a predicted model, not a curated record. Gene Ontology annotation, cellular component: plasma membrane. The transcript has a single exon. Gene Ontology annotation, molecular function: Wnt receptor activity; Wnt-protein binding.
GGAUCCGCCCGGCCUCCGCCAGUGGGUCUCUUGAAACUGUGUAAUUGAGAUGAUGUUAGUUGCACAAAGAAAAAGUCAGACAGUCGUUUAACGGGGGCGCAGCGAGUGAGUUCAGUGUCUCUGUGAGAGAGAGAGAGAGAGAGUGUGUGGAGCUAACUUAGCAGCGUGGACUCAUUCUAAGUUUCCUUCUAAGGAAUUUCUUCUGCAAAAAAAAGAAGACAAAGCUUCCAAAUGUUGCAGAAUUGAUUGAGACUUACCACUAUAGAAGGACACUUGUGAUUUUUAAAAACAAAAUAUUGGACAGGGAGAGGAUUGGAGUCUGGAGGGAUGCAUGUGAAGGUGUUGCCGGGCGGACUGCUGACCGUGGUCUGGCUGCUCCUGUGUGCUUCCGAGAGAGGGAAGGGGCAGUAUCAGGGGGAGAGGGGCAUCUCGAUCCCGGACCAUGGAUUCUGCCAGCCCAUCUCCAUCCCGCUGUGCACCGACAUCGCUUACAACCAGACCAUCAUGCCCAACCUGCUGGGGCACACCAACCAGGAGGACGCGGGGCUGGAGGUGCACCAGUUCUACCCGCUGGUCAAGGUGCAGUGCUCCCCGGAGCUGAAGUUCUUCCUGUGCUCGAUGUACGCGCCGGUGUGCACGGUGCUGGAGCAGGCCAUCCCGCCGUGCCGCUCCAUCUGCGAGCGGGCCAGGCAGGGCUGCGAGGCGCUCAUGAACAAGUUCGGCUUCCAGUGGCCGGAGCGGCUGCGCUGCGAGAACUUCCCGGUGCACGGCACCGAGCAGCUGUGCGUGGGCCAGAACCACUCGGAGGAAGGCGCCGGGGCAGCCGGAGGGGCGGGGGCUGGGCUGGUCACCAGCCUGCCCACCCUGAGCCCCCAGGAGCCGGGCACCCCCCGGCCACCCCGCUCUGACCGCCAGCACCCCUUCUUCCAUUGCCCGCGGGCCCUCAAGGUGCCCUCCUACCUCAACUACCAGUUCCUGGGCGAGAAGGAGUGCGCCGCGCCCUGCGAGCCCUCCCGGCCGGACGGCUACAUGUUCUUCAACGAGCAGGAGAUCCGCUUCGCCCGCAUCUGGAUCCUGAUCUGGUCGGCGCUGUGCUGCGCCUCCACCCUGUUCACCGUCACCACCUACCUGGUGGACAUGCAGCGCUUCCGCUACCCCGAGCGGCCCAUCAUCUUCCUGUCGGGCUGCUACACCAUGGUGUCCAUCGCCUACAUCGCUGGCUUCGUGCUGGGCAACCGGGUGGUCUGCAACGAGGGCUUCUCGGAGGACGGCUACCGCACGGUGGUGCAGGGCACCAAGAAGGAGGGCUGCACCAUCCUCUUCAUGAUGCUCUACUUCUUCAGCAUGGCCAGCUCCAUCUGGUGGGUCAUCCUGUCCCUCACCUGGUUCCUGGCGGCGGGCAUGAAGUGGGGCCACGAAGCCAUCGAGGCUAACUCCCAGUACUUCCACCUGGCAGCCUGGGCGGUGCCCGCGGUUAAGACCAUCACCAUCCUGGCCAUGGGGCAGAUCGACGGCGACCUGCUCAGCGGGGUCUGCUUCGUGGGUCUCAACAGCCUGGACCCGCUGCGGGGCUUCGUGCUGGCGCCCCUGUUCGUCUACUUGUUCAUCGGCACCUCCUUCCUGCUGGCCGGCUUCGUCUCGCUGUUCCGCAUCCGCACCAUCAUGAAGCACGACGGCACCAAGACUGAGAAGCUGGAGAAGCUCAUGGUGAGGAUCGGCGUCUUCAGCGUGCUCUACACCGUGCCCGCCACCAUCGUCAUCGCCUGUUACUUCUACGAGCAAGCUUUCAGGGAGCAGUGGGAGAGGAGCUGGGUCAGUCAGACUUGCAAGAGCUACGCCAUCCCCUGCCCCCUGCACUACUACCCCAGGAUGACCCCGGACUUCACGGUGUACAUGAUCAAAUAUCUCAUGACCCUCAUCGUGGGCAUCACCUCGGGCUUUUGGAUCUGGUCAGGCAAGACCUUACACUCGUGGCGCAAGUUCUACACUCGACUCACUAACAGCAAACACGGUGAGACCACCGUGUGAGAGAGCGGGACUGAACUUAACACGGGACUCCAUUUCUUGUUUUCUCUCUCCUUUUUUUUAAAAAAAGAAAAUGUUUUACUUAACGUUUGCAUUAGGAUAAUUUCCCAAGGUGUAAUAAAACCUGUAAAUAGCAUUUGUAAAAAAAUUUAAUUAUAUAUUUGUAUUUAAAAACAA